Acipenser ruthenus (sterlet) is the source of this 1511-nucleotide messenger RNA. RefSeq lists its product as uncharacterized. Bases 20 to 910 code for a protein of 296 amino acids. The transcript has 2 exons. The record is from RefSeq and is a predicted model, not a curated record. NCBI's taxonomy places the organism in Eukaryota, Metazoa, Chordata, Actinopteri, Acipenseriformes, Acipenseridae.
CCUUGAGUCAGCACAGAAGAUGGCCCAGAAGAACAAAGCCAGAUAUGAUCUCAGGGUCCGGGAUCAAGAGUUGUUUCCUGGAGAUCGGGUGCUGAUAAGAAGUCUAGGCGUGCCUGGAAAAAAUAAACUGGGAGACAGGUGGAAUGCUGAACCAUUUGUGGUUACUGGAAAACUGCCAAACAUACCUGUUUAUCGUCUCAAGAAGGAGAUGGGUCGGAGACUGAUAAAAGUGCUUCACCGAAACCACUUACUACCUAUUGGGCAGUUAGUGACCGUUCCUUCUGUAACUGAACCCAGUACAUCUGUGUCCAGACCUAGGACUAGGGGUCUGUUGGAUCAAGCCCAGAAAACUAGCCAAGAAGAACAUCCGCUCGAACAGUUAAAUUCAAGUUCUGAUUCAGAAUCAGAGGAAGGUGAGGUCACUCAGAUCCUUGAUUAUUCUGGGAAUGACAAAUUACAGAGCCCAGAACCCUCUACUGAAACUGAGAAUAUUGUGGAGAAUGAUGCAGACUUACCCAUGGAGGCAGACGUACCACCUGAAGGAGAGGAUGUUGGUGUGCGUGCAGAUAGUGAACCUGAAAGUGUGGUGGAUCCUGUUGAAGUAGAUCCAGCACCGGAUACAGAAUCUGAAGAGGGGAGAAUUCCCUCAGUUUCAGAGCCACAGACCUUAGAGCCAAGACGAAGUGGUCGUGAAGUGAAGCCGAUUGUCCGCCUUACUUAUGAUUCACCAGGUACUUCUAGGGAUGAACCGCUACAUGUCGUUCGGAAACAUACACAGGGCAUUGCCUACUGGAUCAUGACCAGACCAGAUCGGUACCGAUCGUGUAUAGAAGUUAAUCUGAUGGGGGCAUCAGACAUUUUAAAGAGGGGAGAAUGUAACCCCCUUCAGCAAAGCAGGUUAUUUGUAUAGCUACGGUAGAGUGACUGAGCUCUUUAGGACCGCAGGGAAUCUGUGCCUCUGCCUGUGAUGACGCCUGGACAGGAUGUGCGUUUCAUAUUUGAGCUGAGCAGAGCGAAAGGGAAGGAGGAGACCCGAGACUGAAAACAGACGCCUGGCAGCUGAUCGGGAGAAAAUAAACAGAAAGACCCAAAACAGACGGUGGAGCGACGUUUUCACUGUUAAAACUAUUACAGUUUAAAUAAAUCUGUAAAUACCUAGUAUCCAAUCGCUGGAUGCAUCUACAAAUGAAAAAGAAAACACCAGUUUGAAUAAAACGACACUGCUCACGUUGCACGCCGCCUGACACGGGACAGUCACGUUGACUGCAGACUAGACGGCCGACCCUGCAGCUUGGCCCACGCUCGCCACAAAAGAGAAAAACAGAUCUCAGAAAUACAGCUGGAGAGUUAAGGUGGGGGAACCUAUAUUCCCCUGGAGGCACCACGUGUUCAAGCUGCAUUGUUACACAAAAACCCAGGCCGCCGAGACCUCUACAACACCAGAGAGGACAGCGGGUAAGGGGCUCCUGUUUACCAUCACACCUGCUGCAUGUUAUACGAUACAAAAAAUA